UCGUUGGUGGGCGAUUCUGGUGAGCGGAUACUGGUGGUACCGGCGCAGCGAUGGAUCCGUUCACCGAGAAACUCCUCGAAAGAACCCGUGCCAGGCGAGAGAACCUACAGAGGAAAAUGGCAGAGCGGCCCAAGAUGGGGACAAGACCCACAAUGCAGACCAAGAGGGCCAGAGAACCUUUGGCAGAAACCGGUAACCAGGCACCUCUUCCAGGUGAUGAAGUAAAACCAGAUACAAAGCCAUCACCAUCAAAAAGGCUCUGCCCUAAUGAUAUAGAGACUCAAACUUCUAAUUCAGAGAAAGUACAGCCAGUUCCUCCAAGUUCCACAAGCCAUUAUUCUCCUCAGAUGACUUCAGAAUCACACAAAACUGCUUCUAACAGAGCUUCAUUGGUUCAGCCUCUUGAGAAAGUAAAACUAAACACCAAGUCAGAAAUUCCUGCUGCCCUUUCAGUCAAAACAUGUACACAGAAGUUGGCGGAACAGCUGCGCUGCUGGGAUAGUGAGGGUCCUUCUGAAUAUGUUCCUCUGUCUCCUCUCCAGUCAAAAGAUCUGUCUGUUUCUCCACCUAAGCAGACAUCCAAUGCCCUGGCAAGUGAAACCCCUAUUGGGAGAAGAGGCCGUUUAGCUAACCUUGCUGCUACAAUUGGUUCCUGGGAAGAUGACCUAAGUCAUCCAUCUGCAAAGCAAAACAAUGCACAAGAACAGCCUGGCACUACUUGUUUAUCCAAAUUGUCCACUACAAGUGGAGCAUCUGCUAGAAUCAAUAGUAGCAGUGUAAAGCAGGAAGCUGCAUCCUGUUCUCAAAGGCUUGUUGAGGCUUCUAUUAAUAAACCAGCAAACUCAAAGAGAGCGGAUCCAAACAGUAUUUUAAUACAAUCUUCAAGAGCUACUGAUCCCUGUUCUAAACAAUCUGAAGUACAACAACGGCCAACAGAGUAUCCCUGCAGCCCUCAGAAAACUGAAGGGCAUACACAAACGGCGAAGUCAGCUUUGCCUCAACCACUUCAGUCCAAAGCAGAGCCAGUCAAAGGAACACAUGUGCAACUUGAACCUAAGGGUAAACCCACAACACCAGGGGAAUCAGGAAUUAAGCCCUUCCUGGAACGCUUUGGGGAGCACUGUCAAGAGCGUAGUGCAGACAGACCUGCUACGAAUACUUCAGGGUGCAGAACACUCAUUGUUACCCGAAAUACAAGGACAGUCCAGGAGAGGCUUCUCAAUGAAAAUUCCUCUACUGCCAGUUUAGCACUUCAGCUUAAACAGGAACGUGAAAGAGAGCUUGCAUGCCUUCGUGGCCGAUUUGAUAGGGGCAAUCUGGGGAGUGUGGAGAAAACUGACAGUUCAAAGAAGAAGCUUCCAGAAGCUAAAAUGGAAAGCCAAUCUCAGGCUAGUCCAAAACAUCCUCCUGGUUCAGAUGUAUCUGCUCUUGAAUUAUCAGAAGACACAUCAGCAGGUGACAGGCCAGUAAAGUCUUCCAGAGUGGAGUCUUCAGGUAUUUCUAAAUGUGAAGAGACUGAUAAACCCAGUCCUCUGAAGAUUGCUGAGUCAAAGAGCCCUGUAAAAGCAAUGUCUGUCUCAAAACUAGAAGAAAUUGAUGAGAAACCAAAAGGUGAAGUAUAUGAAGGCAAAACACAUGUGGAUGAUGAGAUGAAUAGCUCAAAAGUGAUAAAUGAGAUUUUUGAAAUUCUUCAAGAGGAUGGUCCAGACAUAGAAAAGCUGAAGAAAGAAAUGAGCAUGAGCCUGGAAGAUGAAAGUGAUGAGAAUGAGCAGGAAGAGUCACUGAACAUUUCAUCAAUGUCUCUGUUAACCCCUCUUGUGGAAUCUAUUAUUUCAGAGGCCUUUGGUUCUCCUUCUAAGUCAACAGGGGAAGGUAGCAGUAUCAGUGAUGUAAGUCUGACGUCUGAGAAGUUCCAAAGGACUAGAGUUCCCAGGGGAGAAUCUGGAGACAGUACUGGCUCUAUGUCAGAAGAUUACAACCUUCCUUACAGUGUUGAUGUAUACAGAUCCCAAAGAUUUAAGGAAACUUAUAGUCCUUCAAUAAAACAAGUAAUUGUUCGCAAAGAAGAUGUUGCUUCGAAACUAGAAAUGAGAAGAAAUGGCCCAUCUGAUCAAGUCAAUAUCAAAAAGAAAAUGCAGGAACUGAACAAUAAGAUCAACAUGCAACAGACAGUGAUUUAUCAAGCCAGUCAAGCUCUGAAUUGCUGUUUUGAUGAGGAACAUGGAAAAGGGUCACAAGAAGAAGCAGAAGCAGAGAGACUUCUUCUCUUUGCAACUGAGAAGAGAACUGCUUUAUUGGAAGAAUUGAAUAAACUGAAGAACGAAAGACCACAUUAUAAAAAAAAUAAAACUACUACAUCCACUGAAUUUGUUCCCUCCAGGGGAUCUGUUUCCAUUUCAGAAAUGUGUCUACCUCUAAAAGCAGAUUUUGUAUGUGCUGCAGUUCAAAAGCCAGAAGCAGGAAAUUACUACUAUGUAAUAAUACUGAGAUCUGGAGCAGAAAACAUGGUUGCAACUCCAUUAGCAAGUACUGCCAGUUCUCUCAAUGGAGAUGCUCUUACUUUUACUACGACGUUUACUAUGCAUGAUGUGUCAAAUGACUUUGAAAUAAAUAUAGAAGUUUACAGUUGGGUGCAGAGAAAAGAAGUUACAAGCACUGAUAAAAGGAAAAAAAUAAAUAAAUCUAAGGUUAUUACUCCAAAGAGAUUAUUAACAUCUAUUACCUCGAAAAGCAACCUUCUUACUCCAGCCAUGGCCAGUCCAGGUGGCCCAAAUGCCAUACGGAGUACAAAUUUCAUCCUUGUUGGAUCCCACAAGUUAUCACUGUCUUCUGUAGGAAAUACCAAAUUUGCACUGGACCAGGUUCCCUUUUUGUCUCCUUUGGAAGGUCAUAUAUAUCUGAAAUUGAAAUGCCAAGUGGACUCUUCGAUGGAGGAGAAAGGGUUCUUGACUAUGUUUGAAGAUGUCAGUGGAUUUGGAGCAUGGCAUAGGCGCUGGUGUGUGCUGUCUGGAAAUUGUAUCUCCUAUUGGACAUACCCAGAUGAUGAGAAACUAAAGCAUCCUUUGGGCCGGAUAAACUUGGCUAACUGCACUAAUCAUCAGAUUGAACCUGCCAACAGGGAGUUCUGUGCCCGUCCCAACACUUUUGAACUAAUAACUGUCCGACCUCAGAGAGAAGAUGACCGUGAGACCCUUGUCAGCCAAUGCAGAGACACACUCUGUGUUACAAAGAACUGGCUGUCUGCUGAUACUAAAGAAGAGCGUAACCUUUGGAUGCAAAAGCUCAACCAAGUCCUCAUUGACCUUCACAUGUGGCAGCCUGAUGCCUGCUACAAACCUACUAGAAAGCUUUAAACUUGGGAAGGGAACUACAUAAGAAAAUAAUGUAAAUGAAAAUGUGGAAGUCUUCUGGGUCACUUAUGCUUUAAGUUUGAGAGAGUAUUUAACAUUAUACAAGACUAUGUUAUGCUAUGUUAUGUUAUUUUUAUUUCACUUUAAAAAUUUAAAA
Sturnus vulgaris (Common starling) is the source of this 3507-nucleotide messenger RNA. RefSeq names its product anillin, actin binding protein (gene ANLN). The record is from RefSeq and is a predicted model, not a curated record. NCBI's taxonomy places the organism in Eukaryota, Metazoa, Chordata, Aves, Passeriformes, Sturnidae. Gene Ontology annotation, cellular component: actomyosin contractile ring. Gene Ontology annotation, biological process: actomyosin contractile ring assembly; mitotic cytokinesis; septin ring organization.